AACAUGGCGGACGACGUGACAUUUUGAAAUGCUCUCCAAAAACAAAGGAUUUUUACGCCAAUUUUAGCGCCUCUGCACGUCAUUUCUUUGUGUUUUAAGCUAUAAUGUUCUGCCAGGAGUAUAUUCUCUUUAUUUCGUACACUUUUAUUACUAUUGUGCCAGGCAAAGUGCUUUAAACCUGUAAUGGGAUCAGAGUGUAGUGUGUACAAGGACUACGAGCUUGAAGAACCAUUAGACACGUCCAAUUCAGACUGGAUAUUAUACCCUGCGCACAGUAAAGCUACUAACACUCCUGUUAAGAGGGUGACUAUAUUUGUGCAUGAGAAGAACAAGAAUGAAAGAAAAAAGGGUAAAAGUGGAUUGACAAAUUCUUCACAGUUUUUAAAGGUUCUGCGUCAUCCAGCCAUUCUUAAAUAUUAUGGAUCUUAUGAGAAUUCAGAGGUUGUCAUGGUUACAGAGCCUGUUCAGCCGUUGGAGAAUGUUCUGCAUGAGUUAGAUGUGGACGAGAUUAUAGCUGGGUUGUACAAUAUAGUACAAGCACUGGUUUUCUUACAUGAAAAGGGAGACCUUUCUCAUAAUAAUGUCAGUCUGUCGUCGAUCUAUGUCAGUGAUAAUGAUGGCAGCUGGAAACUCGGAGGAAUGCAAUGUGUUUGCAAGUCAGAGCUUGUCACUAAACAGUUCUUGGAAGAUAUUAAACCACUGAGAGAUAUUAAGGCAGUGGCACCAGAUGAAAAGGAAGACAAAGUGACUCUAACGGCAGAAAACAAGCAUUGCAUUGAUGCAUAUGGAUUUGGGAUGUUGGUUAGUGAUAUACUGGACAGCAGGGAUGAUCUGGGCACAGCAGGUGAUAGGUUUGGUGAGCUGAUGCAAACAUCUUUCCUGAACACAGAACCAAAGAUGCGGCCUGAACUACAAAGUCUUCUAUCAAAUGAUUAUUUCAAAAAUGACUAUUUAGAAGUUGUGACAUUCCUGAGUAACAUUACCAUCAAGAGUGACAUUGAUAAAGACAAGUUCUUUAGUUCAUUGGCAUCAAAGUUGCAGAACAUCUCUCCUAGUGUUAUUGCCAGACGACUCUUGACUAAGCUAAUGUCCAGGUUUGUUAUGGCUGAGCCGAGUGCAGAAAAGGAAUUCUUACCUCAUCUGCUGACCCCUGGCACAGGUAUGAUACAACAUGAAACAGAUAAUAUUUUCCCAGUGCUGCCAUUGGAUCUGUUCAGACAAUACUGCACUCCUAUAUUGAAGAAGCUCUGGGUCAUUAAAGACUUGCAUAUCAGGAUAAUGCUACUCAAGUUUUUCCCACUGUUUUCCAAGGCAUUUGAAGUGGAGGACUUGGAAAAAGUUGUAUUACCCCAGAUUCUAAUUGGUUUACGAGACACAAACGACAGUCUAGUAUCAGCAACAUUCUAUGCACUUGCUACCCUGGUGCCUAUACUGGGAGGAGAAGUGGUCGUUGGUGGAGAAAGACAGAAGUAUUUUAUAGAAGGAAGACCAAAGUUCAGUUUAGGUUCCUCACAACAAGUCGAAGAUCACAGACAAGCAAUCUUUAGUUCGUCAGGAAACCAAAGAAAGAAGUCAAUAACCAGCCCUUUGAACGUGUCACAGGCGCUAAGCAUAGAAAGAAACCUUGAAAAAAUCAAUACAAAUAUCAAGCGUCCCGAGAGAAACGACGAGGAACGACACAAGAGAAAGAUGGAAAUGGAAAAACGAAGAAAUGAAAGAAGAAUAGAAAGGGAGUUGAAGAAAGCUGAAAGAGAAAGAAAAAGGGCAGAGUUGGAUAAGAACGAACAUAAAACGUUACUAGAGAUGGCGAAAGAGCACAGAGGAAGCGCAAAAUUUGAGAGUCAAAUGGAAGGGAAAGUUGAAAGCCAAAAUGAAGGUUUAAAUCAAUCGGGUGUUUCAACAGCCAGUGAAGACUUCGAGGAAUGGGAAGACUUCCAGAUGGGAGAUUCUUCUUCUAAAUCGAAUUCAAGUUCACCAUCGUCUUUCAAAAAAGAUAAAACCUCACCAACUCGUUUCACUCCAACAUCAAUGAAGACCCUCGAACGAUUUGAUUUAACUGACGUGGACUUCACACCAAACCAAGCUCAGGGUUCCUCGAAAAACUUGAGAAGCGAAUUCCAGUCUUCUGAUCUUAUCAGCUGGGAUACCUUCGAAACGGCGCAAAAUCCUACCUCAAGAACAAGUCAACCUAAGUCUGUAGCGACCGGAAAAGCAAUGAAAUUAAACUUAAAGAAAGGAAAUAACACAAAGAUGUCGAAAGCCAAGGCUAAACCUGUGGAUGAUUUAGGGAAGAUGUUCGAGGUGCCUGAUUUCAGCGUGAAGUCGAGCGAACCGGAUUUUUUCUCGGAUAUGCAGCCACAAGUGGAGUUCAAGAGCUAUGAUGGUGGUAUAGGGGGCGGUAAUGUCAAGAGUGCUUAUAGUAAGAAGAUGGAUGUAUCCAGCACUUCACAAGGAGCGCAGGUUGGAGCUGACUGGGAUGUUGAUGAAGACUGGACAGACUUUGAGUGAAAGCCGCCAAAAUGUAUCUUCGCUGAAUUAAGCAUUUAUCUAGAGGAGAUUUCGCUUGAAUACUCCAAACGUUGCAGACUAGACACGCUGUGCUAGGCCGUGGCGUGCAGUGCCGUAGCAUACAGUGGUUGGCUGGAAUUUCUAACUGUAUUCUUUAACGGUUUCUGAGACCCAGACAACUCCAGAAGCGAGAAGUUAUGUCGUGUUUAAGCUUCCAUGGUUCAAGUUUACAGUGCUCUGAGUCAGUAAACUUUUAUUGGUAGCAGAAAGACGAAAAAAGCCUCUGUGUAUCUCUUAGAAAUGCAACGAGAAAUUUUAAACUAGAGUCUGUUUAGUUUCAGUUGUUCAAGUUUGUCAUCUUUUUUUUUUACAGAAAACGCAUUAUUUUUAAUUUUCUUAUUAUUUUUUUCUUUUCAAAACAGAUGCAGUAGAUGUUUUAGUAAAUAUAUUUAAUAAUAUGCGGAAACACAACACUAAAGAUUCUAAAAUGAACAGAGUAGUUAGUUUUAAUUCGUCAUAUUAAAAAUAUAUGAAAAAUAACCAAGAAAAGAGUUGAUAACACCAGAUAUCAUAAUGAUUUAUGUAAAUUUUGCCAUAAAAUUAUGACAAAAACUGAAGUUAGCUAACUAGGAUGUAAGAAAAUAUUUUAAUGUGAAAAUACAAAUAUAUAAUCUUAAUAAUUAUAGAUUGUUAACAUGUAAAUAUUUUAGAGAAGAACAGAGUGAAAAUACAAGCAUUAUCGUAGAUAUUUAUCAUUAUCAAAAGUAAAUGAUUAAAUCUAUCUUGACAAA
This is a messenger RNA of Actinia tenebrosa (Australian red waratah sea anemone), 3299 nucleotides long. RefSeq names its product protein-associating with the carboxyl-terminal domain of ezrin. The record is from RefSeq and is a predicted model, not a curated record. Gene Ontology annotation, molecular function: protein kinase activity; ATP binding. Gene Ontology annotation, biological process: protein phosphorylation. Lineage: Eukaryota; Metazoa; Cnidaria; Anthozoa; Actiniaria; Actiniidae.